Molecule: messenger RNA, 1096 nt
Organism: Biomphalaria glabrata
Lineage: Eukaryota; Metazoa; Mollusca; Gastropoda; Planorbidae
Product: ATP synthase mitochondrial F1 complex assembly factor 1-like
Exons: 10
Coding region: 130-1029 (299 amino acids)
Biological process (GO): mitochondrial proton-transporting ATP synthase complex assembly
Cellular component (GO): mitochondrion
Source: RefSeq, a predicted model, not a curated record
ACUUUAAUAAUUACAGCAUGCUCAGUGCCAGUGCCUGUCUUUUGUAGACCAGAGAGGGGGAGUGGCCUGAAGGUAGCAGUAGUUCAUUUUAGAGCAAGAAUUGAAUGCAUAACCAUCAACCAGCUCAGGAUGCAUUUAAGAGUACCAACUUUUACAAAGGUUACAUGCCUUCGUAGAAUUCUAAAUCAUAUGCUGUUGAAUCAGAAUCAGUCGGCACAUCCAUCAGCAUUGUUCUCAACUUCUGCUAUCAAGUUUAAUAAAGAAAAUUCCAACCCAAAUUCUACUGAAAUAGAAUCCAACCCCUUCUUCAACAAGUAUAAAUCUAAACUUCAGCACCUACAGAGCAACAGCCCCAAUGAAUAUGAAGCUAGAAUAAAAGAUCUUGCUGAUCGGCUUAAGCCUAAAAAAGUUGAUGACAGCUCCAAGAAACUUCAGCCUCCACAAACUGUUCUUCCUUCAGAGGUUGCUAAGUCUGGAGUAGGGAUGUCAAAAAAACAGGGGUUGGACUCCAUUAUGAAGAUGGAUUUGGUAUGUGACAAAACAGCAGAAGAAAUAACUCAAAUUUGGAAUGAGUAUCAUAAUGGUAAAGAUUGUGUAUAUGCUGUUCUCAAGACUAAUGUUUAUCAAAAUUUAAUGAUUAAAGCCAAAGAAUGUCCAGUAUUUGUGUAUGCUAUUCCAAGAAAUGAAGGUUUUGAGUUUAUCCUGUCGCAGUUUGAUCAGAAUGAUGUCUACUUUACACAGUUAUCUAUGUUUCAGCUUGUUAGAGAAAAUGCACCUCCUUGUUUAACAUUAAAUCAUUACACAGAGUUUUUAGAAGAUAAAGGAAUCGUGCUAAUGUCUGGUAAAUAUGACAGCAAUGUUCUGAAACGAGAAAUGGCCCUAGGACUAGUGCAACAAAUGAGUGUUUUCUACGGCCUGAACUCUCGCUACUUUGAAUUAGUGUAUCGUUUCAACUAUGAGCCAGCAAGAUUCCAUUAUCAAGAAUUGAUUGAUGCAGUUAAAGCACUACCUCAAUUUAAUAUUAAAUAGAUCACAUGUACAUAACUUACUUUCUACUAGUGCAUUAUCAGGGUAGGAAUAAAAAAAUUAAAUUAAA